CAUGCAUGUGGAGCUUCAUAACAGACCGCAUCAAUUCUUCAGUUAACCAGCUGCUUGAAACACCGACGCCCGAAUACAUUUGUAAUAUGGACGAGGAGAAUAAACUUCAGUUUCCAUCCCUGCCUUCGUCUAAAGAGGAUCUCUUGGAUUGGGCCUAUCCUAUGAGACGAGAAAUGCAGGAGAUAUUACCUGGAUUGUUUUUAGGCCCCUACUCAGCUGCAAUGAAAAGCAAGCUGCCAAUCCUUGAGAGACAGGGCGUAACUCAUAUUGUUUGUGUCCGCCAAGACAUUGAAGCCAAUUUUAUUAAGCCUAAUUUCCCACAUACAUUUAGAUACCUUGUCUUAGAUAUUGCUGACAAUCCAGUGGAAAAUAUAAUACGUUUUUUCCCUAUGACUAAAGAAUUUAUUGAUAGCAGUUUGGCAACAGGAGGAAAGGUACUGGUUCACGGUAAUGCAGGAAUAUCAAGAAGUGCUGCCUUAGUGAUUGCAUACCUUAUGGAAACAUUUGGGAUGAAAUACAGGGAUGCUUUCAGCCACGUCCAAGAGAGGAGGUUUUGCAUUAACCCCAACGUGGGCUUCGUGCAUCAGUUACAGGAGUAUGAAGCGAUCUACCUUGCCAAGCUGACCAUCAAAAUGAUGUCACCAAUGCAGCUGGGCAGGUCCUUCUCCCUGCAAGCUGGAGUGCCAGGAAGUCGUAAACGCAGCCUGGAGGAGGACGAGGACUUUGGAGGGAUGCAGGUCACAGCAGCACAGAAUAUUUGAGCUUUGCUGAUACUUAGCCGUGUGGCGCAGUGCACUCUAUUUUUUACAUUUUUAUUGGGAU
Messenger RNA from Lampris incognitus (smalleye Pacific opah), 822 nucleotides. RefSeq names its product serine/threonine/tyrosine interacting protein (gene styx). The record is from RefSeq and is a predicted model, not a curated record. Gene Ontology annotation, cellular component: nucleoplasm; cytoplasm. Lineage: Eukaryota; Metazoa; Chordata; Actinopteri; Lampriformes; Lampridae. Gene Ontology annotation, molecular function: protein tyrosine/serine/threonine phosphatase activity; F-box domain binding. The transcript has 11 exons. Bases 6 to 761 code for a protein of 251 amino acids. Gene Ontology annotation, biological process: negative regulation of SCF-dependent proteasomal ubiquitin-dependent catabolic process; regulation of ERK1 and ERK2 cascade; negative regulation of protein binding.